This is a messenger RNA of Salvelinus fontinalis (brook trout), 2449 nucleotides long. RefSeq names its product snail family zinc finger 1b (gene snai1b). The transcript has 3 exons. Gene Ontology annotation, molecular function: DNA-binding transcription factor activity, RNA polymerase II-specific; RNA polymerase II cis-regulatory region sequence-specific DNA binding. The record is from RefSeq and is a predicted model, not a curated record. Gene Ontology annotation, biological process: regulation of DNA-templated transcription. NCBI's taxonomy places the organism in Eukaryota, Metazoa, Chordata, Actinopteri, Salmoniformes, Salmonidae. The coding region runs from base 312 to 1094 and encodes 260 amino acids.
GUCCACCCCCUCUCCCCCCUCAGCUGCUAUAUCAGGGGACAGACUCCCUGCUCCAACUUAUCUUUUAUCUGGUGGUCGAUUGAAUCAUCCCUUUAUCAACAACUGCGCCUCUUUGGAAACAAGAAAGUAUCUUUGGACUUUUGGAGUGGACAGCUUCUGUGUGCUGCAUUGAGUGGUGCAUAGUGAAGUGUCUUGGAACGCUGUGAUUCAAUUCCUUCCCUGAGAGGUUUGGGAGACGGGCACCACCCUGCAAGGAAAGAGCAGAAGUCACUCUUCAUCUGCAAAAACAGAAAUAUUCCAGGCGUGCAAAGAUGCCUCGGUCAUUCCUUGUCAAGAAGUAUUUCACCAACAAGAGGCCAAAUUACAGCGAGUUGGAAAGCCAGAAUGCAGUCAUACCAGAGUGCUAUCCUCUUGCUGAGCUCCCGAUGAGGGACAACAGCUCUGUGCUGACCUACUACCCCACCGCCCUGCUCUUCAACAUGGAUGCCCUCCCAGCACCUCUCUCCCCUGUGUCCCCCGUCUCCCUCACGGGUCCUGUGGACCUCAGCAGCUCCCCCUCCAGCAGCAGUGGGGAGGAUGAGGAGGAGGCAGGGCGCACAUCGGACCCCCCCAGCCCUGUACCCCCCCACCACAUCUACCACUGCCUCCACUGCAGCAAGACCUAUAGCAGCCCCUCAGGCCUCUCCAGGCACCAGCUCACCCACUGCCCCAGGGGCAGCGAAAUCAGCUCCGCACCCAGCCAGGCCUUGCCUCGACCAGCCUUCCACUGCAAAAACUGCCCAAAGGAGUACACCAGCCUUGGGGCUCUGAAGAUGCACAUCCGCUCACACACCCUGCCCUGCGUCUGCACCACCUGUGGAAAGGCCUUCUCCAGACCCUGGCUGCUCAGAGGACACAUCCGCACGCACACUGGUGAGCGUCCGUUCUCCUGCCAACACUGUAACCGUGCAUUUGCGGACCGCUCCAACCUGCGGGCCCACAUGCAGACCCACUCUGAGGUGAAGAAGUACCAGUGUGGUUCCUGCUCUCGCACCUUCAGCCGCAUGUCCCUGCUACACAAACACACUGCCUCCGGCUGCUGCCCUGCCUCCUAGACACACACUGACCCAGCGGCCUAGAACGUUUGGCCGAAGAUGCCACGGUUGUUCAAUUCCCCAUAAGGGAUGUUUACUGCGAUACAGACUGUAAGUUGCUAUGGGUGAAAGUAGGAACCGCCUGUAGUGGGUUGAAAGACCCAGGACCACUCAGACAAUGUUUAGGGGGGAAUGGAUCCCCAAACACUGUCAUCCAUCAAUUUGGAGGGCUAUUAGGCACCCCCGUUGAGCAACCUCGUGGCCUGAAGUACAGGGAGGGAUGGGAGGGUGUUGCCUAUAAGUGAACUCUUUUGAAUUCUGAAGUGCCUUCCAUUUAUAAAAAAAGAAAAGAAAAAAAAGAAAGAAAAAAAGAUAAUUGAAAACAAGUAAAUGUUUUUCAUAUUGUUGUUAUGCAUGCAUAGAGACUUGAUGUUGACUGUGAGGUCAAUCAAGUGUAUAUGUGUGUGGAGGGAGCAGCUGGACAUGCAGUUAAUUCCCAGCAUACCCCUCGGUCCUGGCUGGUCCGGGACUGUGACCAUAGUGCAGCUGCUGGCGUGUGUGUAGAAAGUGAAUGUCGUCUCUCAUAGUCCACAUACACAGCAUACAUGUAUUGGGACAGGUGUGGACAGCUGUCUGUAUGGUGUUCUGUGGAGGCAGGAUACUGAGAGAUGUGUUAGCUCUGACCUCAAAAGUUGACCCUCAUCUCUUCUCACCCCUCAUCCCCUCACACCCCUUCUCCCUUAUCUCCUCUUCCCUUAUCUCCUCACUCCUCCCCCUUACCUCCUCACUUUCUUCUCCUCACUCACAACCUAUUCGUCCCUCUGUUUUUACCUCCUUCCUCCUCGCCCAUCUCUUCCAGACCUUAUCCACUUAUCCCUGACUAACUCCUUACACCCCCCCCCAAGUUCUCAAUAUUUUUCCCUCAGCCCUCUAAUCCUCACUCGGCACCUUUUUCCACCUCCCGACCACCUCCCCACCACACUCCUCACCCACAUAACAUUUGCCAGAACCAAGCCAUUUGGAUUUGUGUGUGUGCUUUGGUCACAAGUCAGUUGACCAUAUCAGAAUGACCAAAGGCAGUCUAAGUCCUAUAUCCAAUAGGUAACUGAACCAAAGCCAUUUGAACCAUCUGCGCUUUAACAUUUUCAAAUCAAACUUUUAUAAAUGCCUCAAAUAAUUUUGUGCAAGAUUUUAUACAGAUUUUUUAUAAAGAGAGUUUGUAUGUGCCAUCUUUGCCAAUUUGUCAGGAACAUGAUGCUCUAUUUAAGCUACAAAUAACUUUGAUUUAUCAUGAUGUGUUGUAAUGAUUCCUAAACCAGCAGAGAUGUUCCUUUCCACUGCUUGCCAUAUGUAAAUAAAGCUUUGUCUUAAAUCUG